UGGCUGAGGCUUAUAACAAAGAGCAGGGAAAUGCAUUUCUAUCCCGCCAUUUUAAAAACAAUGAAACCAUUUGAUAUUUUCACAUUUCGUCGCACGUGCACAGAACCCAUCUGUAUGGUGGGUUAUUUUUCCCGAUGGCUGGUGCACACUGGCCUUGUCUGCUGAACAGUCUUCGAAGUUUCGAAGCCAGUACCAGGUUGUUGGCGAGUGUAAGUUGGCUGGCUACUAGGCUGAGCUGUGGUUCACCAUGUUUAGAUCUUGGCAUUUUAGUUUAUGGUUACCUCAUAACCACACACAAUGUGAAAGUAUUUGAUGCUGUAAAACCAUACUCUGCCGAUAAAAUGGAAAAUUUGUGUCAUGCUGUCCAAGGAGAAAAUCCCAGCCACUAUACAAAUAUUCACAUGCAGAAGGUACAAGCCGGCGCAAUCCUAGGGCUGCAACCCGUCCCAGCUCCUCUCUUGAAGGUAUCCCGGGGGCUUCUGUGGUUCGUCUGGUUCUGCGGUCUUGCGGGUGAGCCAGCUGUGCACCCUUUUGAGGCCUUGGCCCGCUGCUUCCCUGUCUCUGGGCGGAGGCGCAGGGAGUGCAGUUUCCAGGUCUUAGAGGAGAACCUCCGCCCUCCUACCAGGCUAUGCCAGGCUUCUGCCCUCAUCGUUUUCAGGUUAGGCUGGGGCAGCUUCGAGGAGCCAUCAGGGCCAGGGUAGUGUACCUUGUCGCGCCGCCGUCCCGCACCUGCCCUGCGCCGGGGUUCUGCGGGAGCAGCCGGCUACCCACGCACAUGCGCAGUAGCGCCGCCGGAGCCCUGCCUCCUCCUCCUUCUCCUCCUCCUCCUCCUCCUCCUCCGCCGCCGCCGCUGUCUCCCGGUUCCGCAGUCACUUCCUGCAGCUGUUUCCCUGUGGCUCCGCUCCCACUGACUUUUGACAAUCAAUCUCCAGCAACGGAGCGGCCGAUCGGCGGCGGUGAGCUCAGAAAGUGGUCGUGGAGCGGGCGGCGGCGCGCGGAGUGGCGGGGCGGCUGCGGCCUGCCGGUUCCGGUGAGUGCGGUCCUCGAGUCCGCGCGGCUGCGUCCGUGUGCGCGUGUCAGCCUUGCCCGCGGCGUCCCGCGGGCCACCGAUCCCGAUCCUGUAGCCAUUGGCACAGCCGCCUCGGCGACUCGGUGCUCCCGGCCGGCAUCCGCGCGGGACCGGCGUGCGUGUGAGCGUGCCCAGCCCUGGGAUGGCACACGCGAGGGCGAUGCUGCAGGGGCGCAGCUUUGAGUCCUAGAUGCUGAGCCUGGGUCGCCACGGCCUCCUCCCCUUCUCAGCUUCCUUCUGUGAUGUAAAACAGCCUGCCAGGGCUGUUUUUCUGCCUGCAACGUUUUGGUGACCUCUGAGUUUGAAGACUCCGUCCAUCCCCUGUCACCCACUGGAUUAUGCUCGUGGCUUUCCUGCCUGAUGAUUCUUUUGCAGCAGGUCUGGCUUCCUUUACCUAACCGGCCUUCAACCUCUCCUCCUAUGUCAGUGGCUGCCAGGUCCACUGGGACCUUGCAGCUCCCGCCACAGAAGGCUUUUGGGCAGGAAGCAUCCUUGCCUCUGGCAGGGGAAGAGGAUUUAGCUAAGAGAGGGGAGCCAGAUUCUGCCCUGGAGGAGCUGUGUAAGCCCCUCUUCUGCAAACUCUGCAAUGUCACCUUGAACUCCGCUCAGCAAGCCCAGGCCCACUAUCAGGGUAAAAACCAUGGCAAGAAACUCCGAAAUUAUUAUGCAGCUAACAGCUGCCCUCCUCCAGCCAGGAUGAGCAGCGUGGCGGAGCCUGUAGCCACACCCCUCGUCCCUGUCCCUCCCCAGGUGGGCUCCUGCAAGCCAGGGGGCAGGGUGAUCCUGGCCACAGAGAAUGACUACUGUAAGCUGUGCGAUGCCUCCUUCAGCUCCCCCGCGGUGGCACAGGCGCACUACCAGGGGAAGAACCACGCCAAGAGACUUCGUCUGGCCGAAGCUCAGAGCCACUCAUUCUCGGACUCUGCAGAGGCGGGGCAACGGCGGACCCGGAAAGAAGGGAGUGAAUUUAAGAUGGUGACCACCAGGAGGAAUAUGUAUACAGUCCAGAGCAAUUCAGCAGGUCCUUACUUCAACGCCCGUUCUCGGCAGAGGAUCCCGCGAGAUCUCGCCAUGUGCGUUACUCCAAGUGGCCAGUUUUACUGCUCGAUGUGUAACGUCGGAGCUGGCGAAGAGGUGGAGUUCCGGCAGCAUCUAGAGAGCAAGCAGCACAAAAGCAAGGUGUCCGAGCAGCGGUACAGGAGCGAGAUGGAGAACCUGGGCUACGUUCAGUGAUGGCCGCCCUCACAGAGAAGCCUGUCCUGCCUGUUUGCCUUCUGUCGACCUGCCUUGCUUUGUGGUCCUCCAUGCCUACAUUCCUCAUUCUUCUGCUUAGUGCGAGUAACCUGCAGUGGUGCCAUGAGCCGCCAGGUCGGGGUGGGCGAGGGAAGUGUUUCUCAUAAGUCACGACGAUGCUCUUUUGGGCCAGCUGUGUUAAACAACUCACAGUGGUGUGUGAGCUUCCUGCCCCCUCAGGUGUAACUUCUUAUCUUGGCCAAGUUCUGGUUAAGCAGUAGUAGCCUGACCAUUUAGAGCCAUGAAUAUUUAAGGAUGGCACCCACUUUUGCAGUUUUAGUUUUACGCACAUUAGACGAAUUGACUUGAGUUCUUCUGAUUAUAGAGGAGACAGGUAAACGGAGAUUCCUGUUUCCGGAUGCUCCUGGGAACCAUUACUACAGUGUGGUGUUGGUAAGAUGUGCUGUCAUGGUGUGUGCAUGGGUCUCUCAGCAGCCCCUGGUUCUCUGUGGCAUAACUCUCCCUCCAUAAUUGACACAUAGGUUUUCUUGAAUUCAUACACGUCCAGAAUACUAUGUUCUUGUGGACAUGUAACGUCAUCUCCAGCUGUGAACUGCACACAUGUAAUCCUAUCUCCUCCUGUACUUAGAUCAGCUUCUCCGCUCACCCCAUUCUCUUGGCCCAGAUGUGCCGGCAGUUUCGGAGACCCAGAUUUGACUAAUGAGUUGAAGAUGGAUAUUCUUUUAGAAAAUAUAUUUUCAGAUGAUUCAAGGAAAUGCAAGGAUGUGUUUGAGAUUUCAAUUUGGAAUUCUAUUUUCACUGAUGAUUGUGUGAACUCCUGGGACAGUCAUUCUAUGGCUUUUUGACGAUUGCAUCCUGACACUGCCCUGACAUGGGCGUGCCUGGAAGAUACCCGUCUGCUGUUUCUUAAGUGGAAAAUUUCCUCUCUCUCUCUUCUUUUCUUUUCCUUUCUUUCUUUCUUUCUUUCUUUCUUUCUUUCUUUCUUUCUUUCUUUUUUUCUUUCUUUCUAAGCUGAUCAAGUUUCGGUGUCAUUUCCAAUAGAAAAACAUACAAACAUUGCAUUUUCUUCUUUGCCUCCUUGAAGAGACUGAAAAACACAGAUGACUUUGGUGUCUAAUGAUUAUAAUGGGAUUCUUAUUUUUUAAAUAAAAAGCCAUAGUGUAUGUCUAGACGGACUGAUGGAGUGUUAUGUGAACUUGUGUUCACCGUGUGUCCUUUGUCCUCCCCUUUUCCUUCCUGUGUGUGAGGCCAGCACGCCCGUGCUCUUAGGGAGGUAUGCUUCUGCAGAAGGCUUAGAGCAAGCAGUAUUUUGCACUAUUUAACAAAUACAUAUUUCACUCUUCGUGCCACCUGAGAGUUCUCUGGGCAGAAGGAGAGGGAGGAAACGCUCAGCUCCCUCCUUUCCUUUUCUUCUUUAGAAUAGUUGAGGACCCACAAUGAAAGGUUAAUUUUAUGAUUAGCUUCUGGAACAGUACCAGGUUACUUUCUCCUGGUGAAAUUGCUGGUUUCUGGAAAAGUAGAACUGUUCGGUUAAGCACUUGCCCCUUACAAACAGAAGAAAGUACAGCAUUAGUGUAAGAUUUGAUCUCCAUUUGUAGUUCCUCAUACCAAGGACCCCUCCUGUGGCCGUCUACAGAGCUGGUCAGUUUAGGGCAAUUUAGGGUGUGUCUUGUUAGCCGUUCGGUUGCUCAUUUUGCUGCUCAAUAUAAUUCUUCGGUAGACUUAAAUAUAUUGUUGGCCACUUGUUCUGUGAUGGUUUAACAGUCUCAUCUGUUUUCUCACAGGGUGUGUGUCUAAGUGUUUCUGUGUUUGUGUCCCCAGUUUUAUAUGAUAUCCCAGAGACAGUUUCACCUCAUCUUUAUCUCAGAUAACCUUGAAAGAUUCUGGGUAUGGAUUUACAUUUUAUAAAAGUUGACACUCAUCUGCUUUGAGUUUUUUCCUCUGGGAAUCAAGUCAAAGGAUAUCCCCUUCCCCCAUCCCCAAAUGCUCUCCUCCUGUAUAUACAGAAAACAGUGGACUUAAGGACUUGAUGUGUUUUCAAGCCUCAUGAAUUCAGGUUUCUAGUCUCCCAGUGCCCUUAAUGGAUGUUAGGGACGCAUAAGUGUGGUUUCUUUUAGAGUAAAUGUUAGAUUUCUGGUGUUAUUUCUAUACUCCUUUGAACUAGAGAGGGUGAUGUGUUUGUUUUAUGACACUCUGGUACCAGGUUGCCUAUGAUAACUCCGUUUGUUUCCGACCUCUGGAAGUUUAUAAGUAACGGCUAUGGUCAUUGUUGUGGAUGUCUCAAACACUUAGAAGUUCCCUGACUGAGGCUGUGUUGUCCUUACUUGUAUUCAGUGGGUAGGGCAGAGGCUGUCAGAACUGCAAUGGUGCAGUUUCUCACUCUGUGAACUCUGUAUGGACAGCGUCCCUUCCUUGUCUGGUCAAGCUUCGGUGGCAUCUGAGUCAGUUAGGCGAGCUCUCUGUUAGCUUAGUUUUGCAGUAGGAAUCCCCCCCCCACCCCCCGCUCCCGUUCCCCAGGAAUCCUAUACAUUUUGGAUGUCACAGUCAUGGAUGGACAGAAGUGUAAGGGGGACCUUGGUCCAAAAUUAAGUAAUUGCAGUUUCAUCGAUUAUCUGUAGCAUCGAGGUCUGUUCCUGUGUGGCUCUCUGCUUCAUUCUGAGGCCAAUCAGAACACCCGGAUCUAAGGCUUCAGGAAGAGUCCGGUUUCAGUCAGAUGGUCUGGAUCCCAUAUGCCUUCAGAGGGCAUUAGCUUUGGAAGUUCAGAUAUAGCCCUGUGUCCUUUGACCUUGUAGACAUCGCAUUAAGCAGGCAUUUUGCUGGUCUGGGUUGAUCUAGUCCUGCUGCUUGUAAAUGCAUGCCUGUUGUUUUACGCCUGUCUGCUUGCCUCUUACAAACUGAAUCCUGCAUUCUCCCACACUGUUUGUCUUGACAAAAGUUCCUCCUCAACACUUUCCCUUUUGGUUUGCCACUGGCUUCAAGAGUUAGGAGGUUUGAAGCCCUGGAAAUGGAUGAAGGGCCAUGGCUGAGAGCUUGUGAUACGCUGAGGUGACUUUCCCGCCUCACCCCUACAGAGCUGCCCUGUGGAGCUUUGUGUAGCCCUUGGUCUACAGCCCUACAAUCCCAGCAGGGAGAAAACAUUAUACAUACAUAUGUAUACCUGAUUAAGUGUUCUGUGUAGCUAGGGACUUGGAACUAUCCCAGCCUGCGAUUCCGGGGAGAAUGAGCAGUGCCAGUCAGUCCAAGGGCAGGUGAGUGACUUCCUCGUAGUGCUUUCUUUGCGGAGAGGCCCAAGAAUGUUCUGUAAAUGUCAAGAACUUGGGCUGGAAGUAUUUACCAGAAAAACUGGUGGGCUGUGUACCCAAGCGCUGGAGCGUCUUUAGAAAUGGGGAAACAUUUUGUUGGUGUAUGCAGAAGUUUAUGUAGAUAUUUGGAACAGGUGUUUAAAAAAAAAUUCUACCUUGCCCCCUCCCCUUAACUCUCUGUUAGGCGUUUUAUAUGUGAAUUAAAAAAAAAAAAGCUUUGUUGCUUUUGUGUUGUGUUUGGGCGAGUGUCCCGUGAGCUGCCAUGUCAGCGUAGCUGAGUGGACACUAGCUGUGUAAAUAACCUCUCAUGCGACAUUUGUGUGGAUAGCUGUGUGGCAUUUCCUUCCAUUAUCAAUAGGGACUCUGUGAACGCCCUUUCUCUGUAGCUACCAAAAAAAGCCCUGGCUUAUGGUCCCCUGUGACCUUGUGUCCGUUAAACCCAGAAUAUGAGUGCCUUUAGCAAGCGUUAGCAUUUCACAGAGGGUAGAGACGACAGAAUUUACUGCCAUUAACCACUGUUCAUAAAAUAGCUGGAAAUAGCGACGAUCCUCGUGAAUUCUGUUCUAUGUCGUGUGUCCCCCCCGUUUCUUAGUGCAGUCUCGGUUUGCUUUUGGGUACAGUGUGCACUCUGGACAGGAGCCUGGCUGCUGAGGCUGGCAGUGGUCACCUCGGCGGCCAUCUUCGAUGCUACAGAGGACUCAGAGCUUGAGAUGCUGAUGCUGGAAAAACUUCCUACACUGACCGUGUUCCAGCUGGUUCUUCUGUAGAGUGGAGACAAUUAUGUAUCUACAAACAGUGUAUUGCGAGACUGUCUGGGACAGUAGCUCCAGAUCACGCUGGACUUCAUCUCUGCGUGGAUGGAGGGAGCUUGCCAAGCAAGAUCGAGGCCUUUGGAAACGACAACUUCCUUCCUUUGACUAACUGAAAACGCUAAAAUUCCUGAGGUCUUUAUGAUCUUUUGAACAUACAAUUAAACCAAUUUUCAUGUAGAAAUAGUAACAUUUGCCUCAGAAUUUUAUUACGAAGAAUUUUGGACAUUUGUCAAAGUGGAAAACAUUUUGGAGUACACCUACCUAACUCUUCUAUCUCCUACUAUUGACAUUUCCCCACUCGUGUUCCUUCCUAUCUCCCAUGAGCCAAUUGCUGUGUUCUUCUGUCUGCCCCUCAGGACGGAUGGCUCUAUACAUUUCAGACAGCGUCCAUACCAUGGGCAGCAUACACUAGGAUUAAUAUUUAAAUGUUAAUGUCUUAGGAAGACCGCAUGUGUAGGUCUUAACCUAAGCCAGUAAACAGUCUCUGUUCUCUCCUGUGGAUAUCAGUCUUCCUUGUCUCUGUUCUUGAGUGUGCUUAGAGUUUCCAACAAGUCUGCACCAGGUUCCCUGGCCCACAAACCUUAUGUUCCGGACAGGACUUGCUGUGAACUCCCAGGCGCUAUAACCAUUCGCCUCCUAUGCCUGUACAUAGCAGGAUUAAACUUGGAGACAACAGUUCUGUCCACUGAGGGGUGGGCAAGCCUUAGAGCAGUCUCCAGCUUUCCCCCAGUCAUGUCAGGGAAAACUGCCGUCUGCCUCCAUCCUGUGCCCACCCUAUGUGGCCAGCUCUGCAGAACUGAAGGGGUUUGCUCAGGUUGGAUGGAUCGGAUGGGUAGGACCAAAUCACAGGCCAACCCUGAGUGCUCUUAGGUUGUAACCUUAGGCUUCCAGUGUAACUGAACACUUCCUUUGUGCCCUUAGAAGGACUGUAUUUAUUUUCUACCAAUUACAAUUUUAGUUUUAGACAUUUCACAGUUCUCUUCCCGUGGUCAUUUGUUGUUUUGCGAUGCUCCAUGUAGCUCAGGUGAGUCAAUUCUACCACGCAGCCAAGGGUGACCUUGAACUCCCCCGAUCCUCCUGCCUCCACCUCCUGGUGCUGGGAUUACAGGCAUGUACCACCAUGCCAAGCUAUGAAUAAAUUGUAGUUUUAAUUACGUCCAAAGCAAUUGCUAAAAUCUCACUGCACUGUUGAACACCGACUCAUGCAGGGUCUGCCUGAUUGUUUCACUAUUGCAAAUGGUGUUCCCAUCACUGACUCGCCCAUGCACUCUCUACCUGAUGCUUUUUUUUGUUUAAGAAAUGACUCCAUAUGUCAGGGAGAGCGAUAUUGAUUGUCUUAGGGCAAAGCCCUAUUGGGAACAAACCCUCCUGGAAGUGGCUGGUCGGUCGUUGUUCUGCCUUCUUCUGGUUAUCUGAUCACCCACCAAAGGUUCUGUAAGCCAGUGUGUCAUUUUGUAAGUCUCAUGUUGACUCUGUUCACCUGUCUUCCCGCCCCCCCGCCCCCUCCCCCCGCAUGGGUUUUGUGUGUCGUCUUUGAAAUGCCUUAUUGGGUAUGCCAGGCUCUGCUGUCGAGCAUCCCAGCUGUCUGCUGAGACAUACAUAUCCUCCCUGGGAUGUGCUCUUGAUCUGGAAGCAACACUGACCUAGCUUUCAGUAUCAAGGGUGCAUUUUAACACAGCUAUUGUCUUAAGUUAGAAAUGAAGCAGGAAGCCGAGAGAGUGUGGAACCCUUCAUGUGAUCAGUGUGGUGACCUGUAAAUGUGCUUUUGCUGUUUCACUGGAAGGGACGCAGCUAAGAAACGCCAGUCCAAACCCGAAAGUGGGGCUGUGUCAUAUAUCACGCCCUCCACUUGUCACUUGGCCAUUGAGAAUCUGAGCAGGCCAUCGGGCAGUGGGCCAGUCUCUAUGUUCUGGGGCUACAGAGCUGACUGACGUCACCGGAUUCAAACCAAUCAACUGUGAAUUGUGAAACUGAAGUUGUUCUUUCGGUUUUUAUCUCCCUCAGCCUAUUAAGUGUAGAAGUCCGAAUGUCAUUUAAGCUUAGACCACUUAUGUUGGCUCAUCUUGGCUGUGUACUCUCAUGUAUGUACUGAUUUCUGAUAAAGGCUUGAUGAUACUGUAACGGACUUUCUGUGUUCAGUUCAAUAAAACAGUUUCUGAGUCUCAUCUCAAAA
This is a messenger RNA of Rattus norvegicus (Norway rat), 8610 nucleotides long. It is a transcript of the gene Zmat3, whose product is annotated as zinc finger, matrin type 3. Gene Ontology annotation, cellular component: nucleus; nucleolus. Lineage: Eukaryota; Metazoa; Chordata; Mammalia; Rodentia; Muridae. The record is from RefSeq and is a predicted model, not a curated record. Gene Ontology annotation, molecular function: zinc ion binding; nucleic acid binding.